AUGCAAUACAACCCAGAAGAGUUUCUGGCCCCUGGCUACAAUGUGCCUUUCAUCGCCCCCCACACUAAAUCGCCAACUGAGGUCCCUCCAGAGGACUUCUACCCAUCCAACACCAUGGAGCUGGACUGGGGGUCUGGAGACUACUUGGAGACAAUGUCAUUCCUAAAUCCAGAUGGUGAGGACUACUCUAUGGUCACCAAGUUGCCCUCUGACUCGUACGAUACUGAGGACUAUACAGAAAGUUAUGAUACAUCCUUUCCGUCCAGAGUGGGAAUAUCUCCAUCGUCCUUGAAUCAUCUUCAUGUCUCAACUUCUCUCAGCGUCAUGACAGCAUACAGCACCAUCAAUCCUACUAAAUCCCUCAGUCCUUCUUAUUUUUCAUCUUCAAUUCACUUUACACUCGAACCAACUCCCAGGAUUAACAGUGAUAUACCUGAAGCAUCGGACAUAGAUUGGCCUGAUCCGUUCACGAUUCAGCCGACGGAUGUCCUCCUACCUGACAUGAACAGCUUGGAGUAUUACACCAUUCAGUCGAACAAAGACGACAACGAUUCAGAUGCUAAAGCUGAACAAAGAGGGAACGUAACUGUGGUGUCCAUCAGUGCUACUGAUAUGACACCCACAAACAGCCUCAACAAUAACACCACACCGCCUGAGGAUGAGUCCUCCAGUGAUUCUUCUGGGUUCGAGCCUCAUGACGAAUCAACCACUGAGGAGAGUCCUCAGCUGGUCAACGUCUCUGAGGCUUCUGAGCCUUUUCUGGAUCCUUCGAUUGUCCCAAGCCACUUUUUUGAUCCCACCUCCUCCACCUGGGGAAGUCAGAUGUCCCCAACGUAUCAGUCAGCCCCAACACUGACUGUUGGCCUUGAUAGCAUUGUAUCAACAGAAGCUAUGCUACCCACUGCCACGCCUUUGCUACCAGCCGAUGUAAUGUCAUCUUCCUCUUUGACAGACGUCCAUUGGUUUGUUACAGAAUCAUUCCUACAAAGUACUAUACACACCACUCCUGUCUUAAGUGCAACCAUAGCCUUCUCCCCUCUUCCCAUUGAACCUGCUGCCAACACCACUGAUACAACAACAAAAGACUCAACUCUUACGACUGAAGAAACUCUAAAUAUCACUGUGGUUUCAACUGAGCCCACAUCUAAUGUUUCUGUGGUCCCCCCGGUCGUUUUGAGCGAUCAGGGGGUGACUGAAGAUGGAUUUGACAUCUCAGCCGCAAUGACCUUUAUCCCAACAAGCAGUGGAGCUAAUACAGUUUCUGCUGUGCCCACAACUAAAUCUGCCACCACUACUUCUCAUCAAGACACAACUACAGUUCCUCCCACCACUGAGGCCUCAAGUAGUGUCAACAUCAUCUCUACCACCAGUGAAAAGACCACAACAAUUACAGCUACAACAUCGAGACAAUACCUCUGCAGCCCGGAGAGGCCUUCUUAUUUAGUCAAAAUCGGGUUUCCUUCUGCGGCCACUAUUGGAUAUGCCAAAUCUCAAGUGAGAGACAUACUGAAAGUGGAAUUCAACAAGUCAGUGGAGCUGCAGGUUGUGGAUCCCCCACCAAAGUUUGUGUUUCGGGUGGUAUCUGGUCCGGUUGUAUACACAGCCGUAUCUGUCAUCAAUGCUCUGCGAAGGUCUGGGCGCCGCUUCCUGUCUGUGUCUCCAAACUGGACAACACCAGAUCGUAAAUAUCAGAUCCACACAGUGCUGCAGUUUGUUCCCAGUCACAUUGAUGUGCGCCACUGCAACUUCAGUGAGAGCGUAGAGAAAGGUUUGACCAUGGCCUUCGCAGAAGUACGCCGGCGCUCAAAGGAAUCAACCAACUUCACAGUGCAGAUCGUAAACAUCACCUCGGCUGCUCCUAAGUAUCAGGAUCGACGGCUGGUGAGGCAGCCGGUGGACAUCACCUUCACUGUGCGCGGGUCAAAAGGUUACCUGAUGGGCUCAGAGGUCAGUAACGCUCUGAUGAAGCUCACGAUGGUGGAAUUCAGCUAUUACAUGGCCUUUCCCGUCCUGCAGAUAGCAGAGCCUUUUCAUUAUCCAGAGUUGAACACCAGCCAUCUUCUCCGCUCUUCCUGGAUUAAAACAGUGCUCCUGGGUGUGAUGGACGAGAAAGUGGGUGAGAGGACCUUCCAGGCCAGCAUGGAGCGCAGGGUGGCCAUGUUGCUCGGGGAGGCAAUGGGAUUAGUCAGACGUGUAAAGAGAGCCACCACCGUAGGAAACAGCAGUGUUCAGGUUGUGAGCGCGAGUCGGCUGGUGGGUGCAGACAAUCCGCUGGAGGUUGUGUAUUUUGUGGAGAGUCCUAGUGGUCAGAGGAUGCCUGCAGAUCAGGCAGCAGACCUUCUGAACAGUCUGGACGUUCAACGGGCUGCCAUUGUCUUGGGAUAUCGCGUCCAGGGCAUUUUGGCACAGCCUGUGGAGAAGGUUGCAUCGUCACCCACCGACACUGAGAACACCAACGUGUGGAUCGUCAUCGGGGUGGUAAUUCCCCUCAUCGUGGUCCUCGUCAUCAUUUCCAUCCUGUACUGGAAACUGUGUCGGACAGAUAAGCUGGAGUUCCAGCCAGACGCCAUGACCUCCAUCCAGCAGAGACAGAAGUUGCAGGCCCCGAGCGUGAAAGGUUUCGACUUUGCCAAGCUGCACCUUGGCCAGCAGAGUAAGGAUGAUGUCAUGGUGAUUCAGGAGCCAGUCCCGCCAGGGCUGGGCUCUGGACCGCUGCCCGUGUCCAUUAAAGACGGCCUCAGCCAGUCUGAGAACGGGGAGAUUCCCACUCCGCAGUCCAAAACUUCAGUCUCCUCCACGAAGGCGUCACGCAGCAGCCGAAGGAGAGAACGGAUCUCGCCGUCAGACGGUGACUCUGUGGUUAGUGACCAUUCGAGUGAGCGGGAAUCAAACGAGGAGAACCUGAGAGGCCACGGCACGCCCAACGACAGCAAGCAGACCCGCAAGGUCCCCAUCAAUGUUUUAAAUGGCAAGAAUAGAAUUGGUCCUCCGCCUAUGAAUGGCACAAACAAGCAGCUGUCUUCGGCAUCCAUCUUUGAACAUGUGGAUCGAAUGUCUCGGGCCGCCGAUGCCAGCAGGAGACUCCCGAACAAAAUCCAGCUCAUCGCCAUGCAGCCCAUGCCUGUGCCACCUCUCCACAGCCCCCCCAUCAACGGCAAACUGUCCAACACCAACCAAAUCAACAAAGAGAUCCAGGUAGCACUGAGGCACAAGUCAGAGAUUGAACACCAUCGAAACAAGAUCCGUCUGCGCGCCAAGAGAAAGGGCCACUACGACUUCCCCGCUAUGGAGGAGGUCACAGGCGGGCUGGGAGACACUAAGGACCAGGAUUGCAUCUAUCAGAAAGCACAGACACAGAUCGAUAAGAUCCUGGACCCUGACACUCAGAUGCCUGCCAUCUUCAUGCAGUCCAAAAAAAGUGUUCGCGGAAGGCGCUCCCCCAAAAUGAGGAUGAAGGAGCAGUUGAAUGGCGGCAUGAUGGAGGCAGACAAAGACCACCUCAUCACUGAAGACAAUGAUGCUGCGUACAGGAAGUGUCCUGGAGUCAACAACGUGGCCUACGUCUCUGAUCCUGACCAAGGCCCAGGAUCCCCUCACAGGAGCCCCUCCCCCACCGAUGAUGUCUUCCUCGGCCCUGCGUCCUCUCCUCCAGGCCAUGCCCCUCCCCCAACCCCCUACAUGCCCCCACAGCCCUCCAUCGAGGAGGCGCGGCAGCAGAUGCACUCUCUGCUGGACGAUGCCUUCGCCCUCGUGUCCCCCACCUCUCAGGGCAGCACGGCAGGGAUCACUCUGCCAGGGGUCAACAACAACAACCCGCCCGCCUCCAGCCCUCCUGGACGUAGUCCCCGACCUUGGGGUCCUUCUUACCAAAGUCUCGGCCCCUACACUGGUAGGUUCCCUGAGCUCAGCCUGCCCCCACCGUCUGUCCAAGGCCUGACACCGAGGCAGGGCCUUGGCUCCAGCUACCUGCCACCCGGAGAACCAGCAGGCACAUGUGAGCAGAUCCAGCCGGACAGCCUGUACUCCAGCAGGGGGCUCUACUCUGACGAGCUCUCCUCGUCUGCCAGACCGAGGCCUGUCGGGGGGACUACAGGUGCCCAGCUCCAUCAUCUUGCACAGGUGGGAUUGUCCAGUCGGAUGAACGGUUACCCAGCAGGGCUCCGGGCUGCUCCAGGCCAGAACGGAGGGAUCGGCUGGAACCACUACCACGAUGAACAUUUCUCCAGGAUAGAGCCUGAAAAAGAGGGAUUCCUGGGCUGUCCUGACUACUCGUCCCCCUCUAUCUUCCAGACGCCAAGAAGUGUCAUCAGGGAGCCUUCGGCACCUCCUGCCCACCUGGACACCUCGAGUGUGAGCUAUCUGUCUGCCCCGCCGCCUUUGGAUACAUCUCCUCCCACGCACUCCUCCGCCUCGCUCAUCAAGGCCAUCAGGGAGGAGCUGCUGCGUCUCUCGCAGAAACAGGCAGCUGUGUCCAGCUACCAUGGCUGAGAGCUUCAGCCUCCAGUCUGUAACCAGUCGUACCACUGACCCUGCCUGCCUGCUUCACCCACCUGAGCUCACAAUACUUCCCAUGGAAGUCUCUGAGGCGGUACAGCAGAGAGAAAGAGAGAGAGAGAGAGAGAGAGUCCUGCUGAAGUGAAGUGAAGUGAAGAGGCGGCUAACAAAGAUUUCUACCUGCAGGGGGCGCCCUUGUUAAAAACUGGACAGCUCGUGUUCAGAGAACAGAAUCACAUUACACAGUUAAAUCAAAUCAUAGACAAUGCAAUGGAAAGGAAGACAAUAUGAACAGUAGAUGAUGGACCUUUUAAUGAGACGACGUGAUGUGGCAUGUCUGGAGUCAUUGUGGACCUGGGAGGCCGAGUUCUGGCCACAUUCUGGACUUCUUUGAGAUGCUACCGACUCCAUCAGCCUGAGUCUCUGCGUCAUACUUUCGUUCUCAUGCUGCCUUCCCUCAAAUGAAAUCCCCUCUAAGUCAUAUAGAUAAUCUCCUCUGUUUUUUUUUAACGCUACUGACACUACCACACAGGUAUUUGUUUAUUUUCAUUGCAGACUCUUAACCUCAUUAUCACCAUCAGGUGCUACUUCCUGUUCUCUGCCAUGAUGAGCCAUGCUAUGCCUUGACACUGUGAUGUAGUUCACCUGACUGUGUCUAAUGUACGAGCCCACAGUGAGCUCAUAGGUCAGACGGUAGGCACAGAGGAGCACUUCUAGAGACUAAUAACACUCAUAAACACUACCUAUUCCUUACUGCAGUAGCACAGAGUUAGUCUGAGUUUAAAUCUUUUGACCUCUUUUCCUACAGUAUCGUUUACUUGUUGUUAUUUGUGGACAGCUUGCAUUCACUGUCUUUGUUUUUUAUUAUGCUAAGAAGCUGACAGACUGCUAGCAAGCUUGGGAAAAUGGCCUUGAAAUCAAGUCAAUCGUCAGCAGCAGGAAGUGUUACACCUACAGGCAGAAAUGUGUUACUUGACAUUAUGGAGUGUGUUCUGCUGUACGUUGAUGCACUGUUUGCAGACGACUUUGUACAGCUCAGUUCAAUCAAUAAGAGAUUUCUAACGGACAAAUCAGUGUUAAGAUAAGUCAUGUCAAAGUACUGUUAAUGAAGGAACAUUACAGAAGCCUUAAGCAGAUAAGCAUCAAUACAUUUUAUUUAAAGGAGUAAUAUGUAACUCUGACACCUAGUGUUUAAAAUGGGUACUGCAGUCCAAA
This is a messenger RNA of Labrus bergylta (ballan wrasse), 5709 nucleotides long. Its product is annotated as UPF0606 protein KIAA1549. The record is from RefSeq and is a predicted model, not a curated record. NCBI's taxonomy places the organism in Eukaryota, Metazoa, Chordata, Actinopteri, Labriformes, Labridae.